Aethalodelphis obliquidens (Pacific white-sided dolphin) is the source of this 3065-nucleotide messenger RNA. It is a transcript of the gene CDC42EP5, whose product is annotated as CDC42 effector protein 5. The record is from RefSeq and is a predicted model, not a curated record. Gene Ontology annotation, biological process: positive regulation of actin filament polymerization; positive regulation of pseudopodium assembly; Rho protein signal transduction. The transcript has 4 exons. Gene Ontology annotation, cellular component: cytoskeleton; plasma membrane; cytoplasm. The coding region runs from base 2534 to 2995 and encodes 153 amino acids. Gene Ontology annotation, molecular function: small GTPase binding. NCBI's taxonomy places the organism in Eukaryota, Metazoa, Chordata, Mammalia, Artiodactyla, Delphinidae.
AAAAAAAUGUCUAUGUAAAAAAAAAAACCACCUUAUUAGUCAGGGUUAUUUCCCUCUCUCUCUUUACAAGGAGGAUAUCCUUUAUGUAACUAAAAAUUACAUUUUCAAAAAAGAAACAAAGUAGCAGGAAGUGUAUCCAAACCGAGCAAAGAAACCAAACUCCUCCUCUGACCCCUCCCUCUCCCCCCGGAUAUCCGUCCUGUCUUGCUCUCCUUUCUUUCACAGCAGACUCCCAAGUCCUCUGCACUUUUUCGUCUCCUCACUCUCUCCCUCGCCUCCCCAGCCACAAUCUGGCUUACGCCUGCCCAGCCCCCAUGGGCAGUUCUCACUCUGGCCACCGGUCACCUCUGGCUUGCCAUUAAAUCCAGUGGAUCUUUUUGUUGUUGUUGUUUAAAUCAGACUGAGACUGCGGAGAGGGGACCUGUGCGUCCUUCCAGGGCUUCUGCAGCCCAUCUCUCUCCUCCUCCUUCACUUUCUCUGGCUGCUGCCCGGCCCUGGUCCAAGUUCCUUUCCCUUUCCUUAUCUCUCAAUGUCGCCCUUCUCAGCUGCUUCAUCCCAGAACCCUGCUCUUCCCGCACUUCAGCCCAGAACCAGCUACCUAAUUUGCGGGGUGCAUUGCAAAUGAAAAUGUGGGGUCCCUUGUUCAAAAUGAUUAAUAAUGUGAAGAUAGAGCAAACCGUGAAACCAAGUGCAGAGGGCCCUUCCAGGCAGGGCGACCCCCAAGACUGCACAGGUCGCUUGCCCGUGCAGCCGGUCCUGCUUUCCUCUCUUCUGGGCAUGGCCUCUAGCAGCUCUUGUAUACCUGUUCCUCCUCCCAGGCUCUCCAGCUUGGUGGCCACGCCACCAUCCCCCGGGAUCUGCCCUCUGAGGGUCCUUGGGGUAGACAGAAUGCACCUCUAAAGAUAUCCAGGCAUGAAUCCCUGAAACCGAUGAAUAUGUCGUAUCAUGUAGCAAAGGGACUUUGCACACAAGAUUAAAGUUAGGGACCUUAAGACGGGGAGAUUAUCCUGGCGUGAUGGUUCAUUUUACUUGUCCGCUUGGCCAGGCUGUAGUACCUGGUUGUUCAACCAAACACUAACCCAGGUAUGGCCGGGGAGGUGUUAUGUAGGUGUGACUAACCUCUAUACCCAGCUGACUCUAGGUAAAGGAGACGGCCCUCGAGAAUGUGGGUGGGCCUCACCCAAUCAGUGGAAAGGCCUUCACUGCAAAAUGGGGAAGAAAUUCUGCCUUAAAGACCACAGCAUCGGGGACUUCCCUGGCGGUCCGGUGGUUAAGACUCUGCCUUUCCAAUGCAGGGGGCGUGGGUUUGAUCCCUGGUUGGGGAACUAAGAUCCUGCAUGCUACGCGGCGGGGCUCAAAACAACCACCAAACCAAACCAGAAACAAAGACCGAGGCGUCAGCUCCUAGCCUGACUGAGAGUUUCCAGUCUGCCUUAUGGAAUUCAGGCUUGCCAGCCCUUAGCAUUGCAAACUCCCAAUUCCUUGACAUAAAUUAUGUAUACUUCUGUAUUAGCUUGUGCUGAUUACCAGGUCAUAUAUGAAUACAUCUCCAUUACCGAUGGUGAUAUAUGUAUAACGCCUGUGUUUUCCAGGUGGGCCGAGCCAAAUCACAUGAGCCCUAAAAGCAGAGGAGCUUUUCUGGCUGGAGGGAGGAGGGAGAUGGGGCAGGCCUGCAAAUCAGGGACACCUGAAGCAUAAGAGGGGCUCAACUUACCGUUGCCAGAGGACAGACACAGGGAAAACACCGGAAGGAUGCAGGCAGCCUCUUGGAGCAGACCAGCCCCCAGCUGACAGCUCAGCAGGCACUGGCACUCGGUGAUGUCAUGACCUUUCUGUGGACGAGUCGCUCCCGGCAGGGAUAUUCAUCCCGGGAACUCUCCAAAGCAGGGUGAGAGCUGCCCCUCCGAGGUCACAUCCAUCCUUUUGCUGGUCUUACUGCCUGACCUUGUGUGUUUUUCUCUCUCUCUUUCAAGCCCACACACACUCCCUCAACAGCUGCAAUCUGGAAGAAAUUAUUCUUCUACACAGCCAGACUUCCCCAGUUUCAGGAAAUUCCAGGCUGGCAGGGGGAGGGGCCGAGCUGGGGGCCGCCCUGUCCAUCCAUCCAUCCCCCGCCCCGUCUGCCGUGUUCUCUGGGCGGGCGCACACCCAGUGCCAGCCUCCUCCCCUGGCCCACACUCAGCCCGGAGGGGCCUCAGCUUUUCCACCGCUACUUCCUAGUCCUUUAAAUCCUAGAGGCAAACUUUUGGGGGAUAAGGAAGGCUGGGAGGGACCUACGCCUUAACCCUCUCUGCCCCAGACACACUGAGCUGCACUGGGCGUGACUCUGCGCCCCUUUGGGCUCCUACUAUGGCCCCCGAGAGGGGCUGACACUUCAGAUCCCGGUGCAGGUGAGAUCCCGCCCGGAGGAAGAAGGAAGAAGGCGCGGGCCUGGGACUGGGAGGCGGAGGCGGGCUCCGAACCAAGAAGACGGGGUUCCCAGCUUGAGCCGGAGCCUGAGAGUUUGCCUGCCUGGUUCAGCGGGGACCACGAGAUGCCGGUCCUGAAGCAGCUGGGCCCCGCGCAGCCCAAGAAACGGCCGGAGCGCGGCGCUCUGUCCAUCUCCGCGCCGCUCGGCGACUUCCGGCACACUCUGCACGUGGGGCGCGGCGGCGACGCCUUCGGAGACACUUCGUUCCUGAGCCGCCACGGCGGCGGGCCACCCCCUGAGCCCCGGCCGCCGCCCGCGGGAGCCCCGCGCUCCGCGCCGCCGCCCGCCGUGCCGCAGCCCCCGCCGCCCGCCCUCCGCGCGCCAGCGCCCGCCGACCCGCUGCUGUCCUUCCACCUGGAUUUGGGCCCCUCCAUGCUGGACGCAGUGCUGGGCGUCAUGGACGCGGAACGCCCGGGCGCCGCUGCCGCCAAGCCCGACGUGGACCCCGGCCCCGGGGCGCAGCACCCUAGGGCCCGUUGCCUCCCCAACGCGCACCUCGAGCUGGACGACGUCAUCGGCCUGUAGGCACCCCCAUUCCCUGCGCCCUUACCGUCCAGCUCCCCACUUCUUUAUACAUAAACCGACAAGGUCUGUG